UUCACAGUGCCAAAUGUUAGGUUUAUUAAAUAUUGUUAGAUGGUGUAAAUACUAGAAGAUGCCUUUUGUCCAGAGAAGGGUUGAACCAGUUAAGCUGCGAAGGCAUGAAGCUGCUCAUUCGGAUAAAGUAUUCAGUGAACUGGAAGAUGUAUCGAACAACGCACUCGUUAAUGCCCUCCGGCAACUCUCAUCCCUUACAACGCACGCAGAAGAUGUGUUUGGGGGAAUACAAACAGAAUUCAGUGCAAUCUACAGGAGGUGCAUUAGAGUUAACAUGAGAUUAAACCAGCUGGAUGAUAUUGUGUCGAACCUCAACCCAAAAGAAGUUCAAAUACCCGUAUCGAACUUGGAAUAUGAGCAGAAGGUUCCUGUUUAUCUUCACUACCAUUCAGCCGACUCCGUGGACGAGGAUUUGUUCAUGACUGACACACGAACACCAUGUUUGAUCCAUCUUCAUCAACUCGCUAAAAAUGAUUGGAACGGCAUGUUGCGUGGUUCACAAGCUUAUUCAAAACCUUCCCGCCCAAAAUCGUUCGAUCCAAAGGUAUUGUUACACGAGCCUACGUCACAACAAAAGUCAUUCUCUUCUGCAAAAUCCACGACCAACAUUAUUGCGUCACCGGAGCUACGUGAUCUAUACAACCCAACUUCGCUGAAUGAUUCCCAACUUCCAACUCCAAGGCAGAAGAUGGAAAAGGAGAUUUCUCAACAUAGGAUUGAGACUGUCACGAUAGAUACAUCAGGCUCGCAGUUUGAGAGACGAGCCAACCUCCGAAGAUCACAGAAGUCCUCCUUCAGCUCCGUGAGGAGGAAGAGUCAAGCUCGCUUCCGGGAGCGUCAUCGAACGCUAACGUCACUUCCUGGGACUAUCCAACACGAAUUAAGUGUUGAGAACAAUCGCCACCGACCGAGCAGCUUACACUCAGACUCCAUUUCAUCUUUUAUGGGAGAGGAGUCUCUUGGUAGCGACUCUUCGUCGCCACCACGCGGUGAUACACGUAAUGCCGAAAUACAAACAGAACACGUGAAAGUGUUGCCAGCAUCACCGAUAAAACGCCGCAUGAAGAACAGACACUCGACUCCACCAAUAAUGAACGGAGAUCAUAUUCGACGAGGUGCUUACGUCACACUACAUCACGAUGGUGACUUCAUAAAGACUACAACGGAAAGUCGCGAUUAUGAGAAGCCGAAAGUUCCACCUUCUGUAACCAUGCAUGAAAAGACAAACGGUCACGUGAUGCCAAUGCGCAUGGACCAUGACGACAAAGCUUUCAUGCGCGAAAAGAAUAAUAUGGGCGAGGACAGAAUAUCUUCUGGAUUUUGGAGUGGUACGGAAAGUGCACGUCACUCAACUACGUCAGAGAUAUUACUGCCACAUCAUAACAUUACCCAACCACAACAACAUCCACCCAAUAAAAGCACACGUCACAGUAAUGGUUAUGACGUCCCGGAUUCUCGGAUGUUGGGAAAUUCCCUUGAGCUUUCUGAAUCGAAUUCUUCACUUAACAGCAGACUGAGCACUUUGGAACAUUCGCCAAUGUCGUCAAUUCUUUCGCUUAGUAGCCCUCCUACUGCUGAAAGAACUUCCACGCCCGAUUCCUCGAUCAUAAUAAGUCGUUCAGAAGUUGGUUCGCCGUGCAAACUGACGUUCUCUACUCCCUCCGGAGCUUACAACUUCAUGAACAACGAUUACGUGCCCAGAAAAAGUCAUCUCGCCAAAACAGCGCCCAAUUCGCCAAUGGACUUGCUUAUUCUCGGCAACAGGCGGGGAAAUGACGGCCAUAUUAAAGACGACGCUCGGAGCCUUAAUAGUUCAAUAUAUUCGCAAGAUCAGGACGGUUAUUUCACAUCUAUGCACAGAGAUAGCGGUUUAACUAAAGCAGAAUUAGUAGCGGAACCUUACAACGUAUUCACACCACACAGCCCUGUGUUCAGCACAGAUCUCCGCAGUGCCGAGGUGUUCUCAGCCACGCCCAUGUCUCCGCCCCAGCAGCAACCAAAACAUUUCUUCGGAUCAGAUUUCAUCGCAAACGACGAGCGGUUACGUCACAAGCAAAUGCUUAGACAGCAGGCAAGCGAUUCGACGUCAAAGGACGAAAAGAAGACGCCGAAACCUUCUCCACCGCGUAGAUGUUCAAGUUUAAAACGACACGAAGCGGCCAAAGAGAUCCUUGCUUACAUGGAACCCUUGUCAGAUUACGAGAAGACUUCUCUAGAAUCAAAGAAUUCGCAGCGAACAUCAGAUUCAGACGAUUCUCACAAUGUUAACAUUCAACCUGUUGCAUCAACUCGCAACACGCCAAGCAGGAAGGAAUCAGAGUCAUGCUCCAGUACGUCAUCUGCUUCCCCAAGAACCCAGUCACUUUCAAGUCCCUCGCCUUCAAAUCUUCAAUCUCCCAUCAAAGUCUCCACACCUCCAGCCAAUAUAAAGGAUGUAACGCCACCAGAAACCAAUACAAGGGAGUCUGCCUCUAAUAACAUUAAACCUAAAAUAACACCACAAAUCGUUGUGAAUUCCCAACCAUCUGUCAUGAUUAUAAAACCAAAAGUGGCCACCAAGCCAGUAAGGCCUUCACCCAUCAUUCACCAACUGAACGAACUAACUUCACCUAAGAUGUCGGAAGAACCAGUCUCUCCAAGACGUUUUUCACCAACUAAAAAAUCACCACUUCCUAGAAACGAACCAGUUUCCCCAUUCGGGUUGGGUCGUCAGCGUUUAUCGUUAAGAGAACCAACUAAAACACCAGUAACUUCCCCAACACGUUCAAAAUCAAUGAAAAGUCCACAACCUUCGCCAGUAAAGCAGGAUAGCAUACCAACAAUUGACAUUACAAAUGCCGAAGAUAACCCGCCUUCUCCAACUAAAAGCCCGGCGUCUCCAACAAAGCAGGAGCUUACAAAACCUGUUGUUUUCCCGAAGCCGAAAACACCAACCAAGCCACCAACUCUUCCCAAACCUACCAUCAUAAAGCAACCAGUAAACCAAGCAUCGAAACCACUUCAGCAACUUCAAUCUAAUAAACCGGCGGUGCGACCAAAACCUGCCAUACUCCCAAGGCCCAGUUUAACCGAGAAAGAGAACACACAUGCGAAGCAACACCAAACUGAGACAAGCAAACAACCUCGACUGUCCAGUCGUACCGCAGACGCAAGAGCCGCAUUCUUUGGCACGACUACCAUGGGAAAUUCGGGCGCUACUUCCCCGAGAAGACCGACACCCGAACCCCGCGAAAUUUCGUCUCCAAAGCUGAUGUCGCCAAGAGUAGAAUUAAAAGAGGAUGAACUAUCAGUAAAAUCAGCAGAAAACAGUAAAGCAAAAGAUAUUGCAGUUGCUAGUCCCAAACCAUUGGAUAUUAAAUCAACGCCACAAACGGAAGAGGUCAAAAGCAAAGUUGAAGUUGUAGAAAUAUUAACGAAAUCUACAAUAGAAAACUGUGACCCUACAAAACCGGUAGAAAAACUCAAAGUUACAAAAACAAAGCUUGAGUCGUCACCUGUACAAUUUACUGAAACAACAACAAUAACAGAAACAACAGAAGUUGCAACAAAUGAAGCGAAAACAGAAACAGUUAUACAAGCGCCACCGAAAAACAAGGACGAAUCAAAAGAAGAGCUAGAAUUGAAUGACGUCGUCACUCCACCACCGGAAACAAUCUGUGAUGACGUCAUUAGUUCUACAAACGGGGAAGUACCAGAAGACCAAGACAGCAUCACUGCUGAUAGCAUUGAAACCAAACCGACGAAAAAUAAAGAUUUUCUCGCUUCAAUGCAGAGAUUACGCGGUUCUCUUCGAUCGUCGUCACCUGAUCACGUGAUCAAAUCUCCAACAUUAAGUCCUGUGUCAACUCUCGAAAGAAGGAAUAAUGGAAGACAUUUUUCGAGCCUUGAUCGACGGCGACGAACCUCCUCUGGUGCGACAUCUAGGGACGACUUCAAAGCCCUGCUGCUUCAAAGUUUUUCAAAAUCAGGCACAGGUACACAAAUGACGGCAACUGAGAAAUUACAAUUGACCAAUCAGCAGCAUGCACGUGUCAACGGCUCAGCCAAUGAGAGUGAGGAAGUUCCAGAUGGGCCUGACACCCCACGUCCCCGCAUUGUAUCAGUCGGUGACUUAAGAGCCGCCAUGUCAUCUGGAAGAUCAGGACGACGAACGAACCGUCAUACCGAACAUAGGAAGUCGUAUGCUGGCACCACGCAUGGCAUGAAACAUCCCCCUAUUUCACAUCGGGGAAGAUUCUCCACUCGAAGUCGAACCCCUACCCGUCCCAUGAUGUCAAUCUCUGAAGACGCCGAGGAACGUUCACUAGAGCAGACAAGCUCUCCUUCCGUCACUGAUUUAUGACGUCAUCAAUGACGCAAUAAUAAUGACGUCAACCCUUGAAAGGGCGAGACUUAAAUCGAUAGGUGGCACGAGAGAGCGAGUAUGUUCGAGAGCGGAAGAAAAAUCAAUGUUUUAUAUUAUUUCUAUUUUUCUAUGAAAUUAAUGAACGCCAUAAUCAAACCUGAUCGUAUGAAACAAAGGGUAUUGUUACGUGGUACGACGUCAUCGUGGUUUACUGUGAGUGCCUGUUCUGGAUAAUUUUCAUUCUUUGCACAAAUAUUAUGUAGAUCGUGUAAUUGACGCUGCUUAAUAAAUCCUCACAAUGUUUA
Molecule: messenger RNA, 4650 nt
Organism: Ciona intestinalis (vase tunicate)
Lineage: Eukaryota; Metazoa; Chordata; Ascidiacea; Phlebobranchia; Cionidae
Biological process (GO): cell differentiation
Source: RefSeq, a predicted model, not a curated record